UCCUCUCUCUUCUAGAGUGCAGCGAUGGAGGAGACAGUCAUUUGGGAACAGCACACAGUAACACUACACAGGGCACCAGGGUUUGGCUUCGGGAUAGCCAUAUCAGGAGGUCGGGAUAACCCUCAUUUUCAGAGUGGCGAGACCUCCAUUGUCAUUUCGGACGUGCUGAAAGGAGGCCCAGCAGAAGGCCUACUGCAGGAAAAUGACAGAGUGGUUAUGGUCAAUGCCGUCUCCAUGGACAACGUGGAGCAUGCGUACGCUGUCCAGCAGCUUCGCAAAAGCGGGAAAAUUGCCAAAAUUACAAUCAGACGGAAGAGGAAGGUGCACGUCCCCAUGGGUCGCCUCGGAGAGCGGGAAACCAUGUCGGAACACGACGAGGAGGAGGACAGCUACGACGAAGAGAUCUAUGAAAUGCGAAGUGGACGCAGUGGUGCUUACAGCGGCGUGGGCGGGGCCAUGGGCCGCCGCAGCGGCCGGAGCAGCGGCCGGCGGGACAGAGAACGCGAGCGCAGCGGCUCCCGGGAGAGGAGCCUCUCCCCGCGCUCAGACCGCCGCUCACACAACCUCCCCCCGCGCCCCGCCAAAGUCACGCUCGUCAAAUCCCGAAAAAAUGAAGCAGAAUAUGGCCUGCGCCUGGCCAGCCACAUCUUUGUCAAGGACAUCUCCCCUGAGAGCCUGGCAGCCAGGGAUGGCAACAUCCAGGAGGGGGAUGUUGUACUGAAGAUUAAUGGCACAGUGACAGAGAACCUCUCCUUGAUAGACGCCAAGAAGCUGAUAGAAAGGUCAAAGGGCAAACUAAAAAUGGUUGUUCAGAGAGAUGAUAGAGCGACCCUGCUGAACAUCCCUGACCUCGACGACAGCAUUCCCUCAGCCAACGCCUCUGACAGAGAUGACAUUUCAGACAUCCAUUCUCUGGCAUCGGACCAUUCCAAUCGAUCACACGACAGGCAUCGCAGCAGCCGCUCCCGCUCCCCCGACAGACGGUCCGAACCCUCGGACCACUCCAGGCAUUCCCCCCCACAAAUCAGCAACGGCAGUCACAGAAGUCGUGAUGACGACCGUAUCUCAAAGCAAGCCUCAACUCCAUCCAAGCUCGCUGAGGAGGUCCCGCUGCCAAAACCGAAGGAGUCGGCUGUCGCAAGAGAGGAGAAACAGCUCCCACCUCUGCCAGAGCCCAAGCCUGUGUACGCUCAGCCUGGACAGCCAGAUGUUGACCUGCCAGUCAGUCCCUCUGAUGCCCCUGUGCCAAGCGCUGCCCACGAUGACAGUAUCCUACGGCCGAGCAUGAAACUGGUAAAGUUCAAGAAGGGGGAGAGCGUGGGUCUGCGGCUGGCCGGAGGGAACGACGUGGGCAUUUUUGUAGCCGGAGUGCUGGAGGACAGCCCAGCUGCUAAGGAGGGCCUGGAGGAGGGCGACCAAAUUCUCAGGGUAAAUAACGUUGAUUUUGCAAACAUAAUUCGAGAAGAGGCGGUGCUAUUCCUUCUGGACCUCCCUAAGGGUGAAGAGGUCACCAUUCUGGCUCAGAAGAAAAAAGAUGUGUAUCGGCGGAUCGUGGAGUCGGAUGUUGGCGACUCCUUCUACAUCCGGACACACUUUGAGUAUGAAAAGGAGUCUCCGUACGGGUUAAGCUUCAACAAGGGCGAGGUGUUCCGUGUGGUGGACACCCUCUACAAUGGGAAGUUGGGCUCCUGGCUGGCUAUUCGCAUUGGCAAGAACCAUCAGGAAGUGGAGAGGGGCAUAAUCCCCAACAAGAACAGAGCAGAGCAGCUCUCCAGUGUGCAGUACACCCUCCCCAAAACGGCAGGCGGCGACAGGGCCGACUUCUGGAGGUUCCGUGGUCUCCGCAGUUCAAAAAGAAACCUGAGGAAGAGCAGGGAGGACCUGUCCUCCCAGCCUGUCCAAACCAAGUUCCCAGCUUAUGAGAGAGUUGUGCUGCGAGAAGCCGGUUUUCUCAGACCAGUCGUGAUAUUUGGGCCCAUCGCUGACGUCGCUCGUGAAAAACUAUCAAGAGAAGAGCCCGAUCUGUUUGAGCUCGCAAAGAGCGAACCGAGAGAUGCGGGAACAGACCAGCGCAGUUCAGGAAUCAUUCGUCUUCACACCAUCAAACAGAUCAUUGACAGAGACAAACAUGCUUUGCUGGACAUCACCCCAAAUGCUGUGGACCGGCUGAAUUAUGCUCAGUGGUACCCAAUUGUAGUCUUCCUAAAUCCCGAUAAUAAACAAGGUGUGAAGAACAUGAGGACAAGACUUUGUCCAGAGUCCAGGAAGAGCGCCAGGAAGCUUUAUGAGCGAGCCAUUAAACUGAGGAAGAAUAAUCACCACCUGUUCACCACAACCAUCAACUUGAACAACAUGAACGAUGGGUGGUACGGCGCUCUGAAGGAAACCAUCCAGCAGCAGCAGAAUCAGCUGGUGUGGGUGUCGGAGGGCAAGGCGGACGGCACCACAGAGGAUGACCUGGACAUCCACGAUGACCGUCUGUCCUACCUGUCGGCGCCAGGUAGCGAAUACUCCAUGUAUAGCACAGACAGCCGCCACACCUCAGACUACGAGGACACGGACACAGAGGGCGGCGCGUACACAGACCAGGAGUUAGACGAGACCCUGAACGAUGAGGUGGGUCUGCCCACCGAGCCCGCCAUCACGCGCUCCUCAGAGCCUGUGCGAGAAGAUCCCCCGGUGAUACAAGACACCCCAGGGUACCCCGGAUACCAGCACGGCGUGCAGCCCGACCCAGCCAGCCGCAUAGACCCUGCUGGGUUCAAGAUGGCCGCUCCACAGCAGAUGUAUAAGAAAGACCUGUACAACAUGGAGGACCCUGUUCGAAUCAACCAUGGCCUGAAGCAGUCACUGAGCUACAGUCACCAGCCGUCGUUCCAGGACAAACAGCCAUACCGGGAGUACGACCACCCGCCUUACGGAUACGAUGGAGGCGGCUACGUAGAACCAAAGCCUCCCAACACUGACUCUCACCUGCACUACGACAACCGUGUGCCUCAUUACAAUGAACAGUGGCCCCCCUACGACCAGCAGACCUCGUCCUCCCAGCCCGCCGGGUUCAAGCCGGGCCACCAGCAACCCAUGGCCUACAGCCCCCGGUCCCCCUACGACGACGGACCCGGAAGGGACUACAGCCCCCCUCAGCCGCGCUACGACGAGGUUCCCCCGAUAGGCUACGACGGCAGACCCCGGCACAGCAAACCCGGGCCCGUUCGUUACGAUGAGCCGCCCCCUCUCCCCCCCGCAGGCUACGAGGCGCGCUCGCCAUACGAGGCAGAAACCCACAGCUUCCCCAUUAACUCACCUCGCUCACCAGAGCCCCCAAAGCAGUAUUACGCUGACCCUGGUCUGAGGCCCCACUACAUGCCAGGGCCUCAGAGCCGGGGCUACAAGCCAGGGAUGCACGAGUCCAUCAUGAACUCUGAACCCGCCAUCCCGCCCCCUAAACCCGACACUCUGCCCUCUCCGAGUGAUCCAGCAAUCACCCCGGGCUCCAAACCGCUUCCCCCUCCACCGCGGGAAGACCCGGAUGAAGACCCAGCAAUGAAGCCUCAGUCAGUGCUCAACAGAGUCAAGAUGUUUGAAAACAAGCGCUCCGUUUCCAUGGACAGAGCUAAAGAGGGGGGGGAGUCAUCGGUUCUCAGGCCUGCAGACGUCCCGAAGCCUGUCUCUGUGCCUGGCCCGGUCCUCAAAGCCAAUUCCCUGAGCAAUCUGGAGCAGGAGAAGUCCACUUACAGAGCUCCUGAACCGCAAAAGCCUCACACUAAGCCCCUGGAUGAUUUAAUGCGUUCCAACCACUAUGACCCAGAUGAGGAUGAGGAGUACUACAGGAAGCAGCUGUCCUACUUUGAUCGGCGCAGCUUUGACAGCAAGGCGAUGGGUCAGCCCGCUCCUGGCAUCAACCGCUUCCACGAUCUUCCCAAGCCCUCUCAGCUGUCAUACCCAUACAGCAGAGUGGAGUCCAUGGAGAAGGUGAGCCCCGUGGAGAAGAGAUACGAACCCUUACCCCAAAUCAGCCCCUCCUCGCCGUAUGGCCCCCCGCCACCCGCCGCCCCCCCCAGCACACUGCCCAAACUCAGCCCCAGUGAUGUUAACUCCAUAGCUGAACCUCUGAGUUCACCCAACCCUAAACCUGACCUGCCGGCUCUCAGGCCGGUCAGCAGGGACGACCCCUCGCCGGGCGGUUACCUCCCCCCGAGGGGCCACCCGGACAAGUCCCCCGUCAAUGGCACCGAUCCGGCCCCCCCCAAGACGCUGGGCGGCCCCGCUCCGGCCAGCUACAACCGCUACGUGCCCAAGUCCUACACCAGCGCGGCGCGGCCCUUCGAGCGCAAGUUCGAGAGCCCCAAGUUCAACCACAACCUGCUGCCCAACGACACGCAGGUGAAGACGGAGCUGCUGGCUAAGGCCGGCAUGGUCAGCAACAGCAGCGGGAAGCCGCAGCUGUCCCCGCAGCCCCCUGACCACGACAGCGGCCUGGACACCUUCACACGCACCGUGGACAACCGGCCCAAGUACCAGCACAACAACAUCAACGCCAUUCCCAAGGCCAUCCCCGUCAGCCCCGGCGCGCUGGACGACGAGGACGAGGACGAGGGCCACACGGUGGUGGCCACCGCCCGGGGGAUCUUCAACUGCAACGGAGGAGUGCUGAGCUCCAUAGAGACGGGCGUCAGCAUCAUCAUCCCCCAGGGCGCCAUCCCCGAGAGCGUGGAGCAGGAGAUCUACUUCAAAGUGUGCCGGGACAACAGCAUCCUGCCCCCCCUCGACAAGGAGAAAGGAGAAACGCUGCUAAGUCCGCUGGUGAUGUGCGGCCCGCACGGACUCAAGUUCCUGAAGCCGGUGGAGCUGCGCUUACCUCACUGUGCGUCUAUGACCCCUGAUGGUUGGUCUUUUGCUCUAAAAUCCUCCGACUCCUCGUCGGGUGAUCCUAAAACCUGGCAGAACAAAUCUCUCCCAGGAGACCCAAACUACCUGGUGGGUGCAAACUGUGUGUCUGUGCUCAUUGACCACUUCUGAAGAGGGCAACAGCUGGCCUGUUACUGAAUGUGAUUAACGGGGGCCCCCGCUGCGCCCCCCCUCCACGGCGCCGAGACGCACACCGCUCGAUGAAGUAUGAACUCCAUCCUCUCACGUUGUUUACUGUGUCCCCCCCCUCUCCCCCCCAAAAAAGAGAACACACGCUCCCACAAAACACACGCGGAGAGCCGGAGGAGUCCAGAAACUCUCGUUUGUUUCUUUUUGUUUUUCGGUGCUUUCAAGGCUUGCAAAAAAUGAAGAUUAAAAAAAAAUGAAAUAAAAUAAAAAUGUUUUAAAAAAAAGAGAGAAGAUUUAAACAAGUUAUCUAAAACAAAGGAACUGAAGUUGGAAUGCAUGACCAGUGCCACAGACUGAAUGAUCUCAUUUUGACAUUUUUAGCUAAUUUUUGUAAAGAUUUAGAGCAGGAGGGGGAAGAAAAAAGGAGAAUUUUGGGAACUUAUUUAAUAUUGCAAUGGGAUUUUUGUGUACUGUAUAAGACUUUAAACAAAAAAUAAAUAAACUCGCUCACAAACAGCAAAGUUUGUAUAUGCAAAACUUUUGUUUGUGAGUUCAGUGGUCAUGCUUUUCACUCAUGAAGGAUCUCUGAGGACUCGCUCAUGAAGGAAGAUGUAGUUUUCAUGAAGAUUUAAAAAAAAGAAUAAUUAUGAAGAAUGACAGUUAAGUAUUAGUAUCAGACGCCCGUUUUUGUUUGGACGGAGUGCUCUGUGGUUAAACUGCUGUUUUGUAGAGAAGUUUUAUCGUAGAUAAAUGUAAUGACUUGAUUUUACAAACUCCUGCUGUCUAGAGAUCUAUGCAUGUGCUAUGACUCAGGUCCAGAAGCCUGCUACUACUAAGUUCAACACAUGAAAACCCCAUCGUACACUGCAAGCAGUGAUGCCUUAUCUGCAUAUUAACUUUUCAGUGAAACUUUAAAAACAUUCGGGACCCUGAGUUGUAGCGAUCACUACGGAAGGAAAAGUCGUCUGUGUUCUCACGUCUUGGAUUUUAGCACACCAGAGAUAAUUGGGGCUUAUGAAAAGGUAUGCUUUCUUUUACUGCUAUGCAUCUGAAGUCUGAGGAAAUACAAAGCUAGAAGAUGUUUAAAUUGUGGCUGUACAUACUGCUAGCAUAUGGCCUUGGUUCUCUGUAAAUGAACUUUUGUACAUCUUUGUUAUUUUGUAUAAAAUAGAAAACCUUUGUUUAAAAAAGAGGAAGCGGUUACAUUGGUUAUGUUUGUAUUCUGGUUAUACCCCUGAGCCUUGGAACUGACAUAAGCAGUAAUAAGUCCGACUUUUCUACCAACAAAUACACAGACAGACACACUACGUAAGGCAUUUUUAACUGUCAGAAAACUUUUUAUUCUUAUUUACAAAAUAGAGAAGUGCUUGGUUUAACUGAUUUUAAAAGAUGUACUUGAGGGGGGCUGCUGUGAAGAGUGGUCCCUUCCUUUAUUUGUGAUACUGGAUGCUGUAUUGUGUGCCCUGAAAUGUAUUUUUGUACUAAUAGACAAUUUAUUAUGGCACAUCAGUACUAUUUUUCUUUUGAUAUGACAACACUGCUUCAACCCAACACUAGUUUCAUUUCCUGUGUGGCUGACAUUUUUUUAUUUAUUUUGGUUCUGGUUUUUCUUUUUCCAUUUGCGACACAUUUCUAAGUAUACCACUGUAUUACUAAAUAAAUUCAUUUCUAAAGUACGUGCCCACUGAAUUUGAUUGUUGUUCUGGGUGUUUAAAAGUUUUUUUUUUUUUUUU
Messenger RNA from Menidia menidia (Atlantic silverside), 6770 nucleotides. Lineage: Eukaryota; Metazoa; Chordata; Actinopteri; Atheriniformes; Atherinopsidae. The record is from the annotation of a GenBank genome assembly.